GCCGCGGCGCGUACUCGCCGAUUGGUUGCAACUGUAUGACGGCGCUAGGUAGAAGGUCGCUGAUUGGCUGGAGGGCACUAGACGCCCGAGAGCGCCAGAAAAGAAGCUUGAGCGGGUGAUGUCGAGGUUUAGCUCGGGACAGAACCGUCGGGAGUCUGACCGUAGCAGAGCCGUAGAAGAACCGCCCGCUUAUUUCUAGGAGGGAAAACAGACAGACUCGAACCCUGGACUAACAUCGAACCAACAAGAGUGUGACACGAGAUCAACAGCACAGCAUUACAGUCGUUCCCACGUAGAUCACGUGGCAGUUCUCACUCAUGGAAGUCGAAUGUCUCGCAUUAAAAGACCUCACGAGUCCAAGGAAAAGUUUGAGUGUGGGGGCAGAAGAGGAGGAGGAGGAUGAAGGGCAGACGGAACAAAAGGAAAACCUGUGCCUGGACUGGAGGACCCCCCCCCUGAAGUCCACAGAGUCCUCCGUCGCUCCGAUGCUCAUCAACAGAAAAGGUUCCACCCCCGUCGUGGACCAGGUGACACCCAUCAAACACAGCGUCCUGGCCGAGCCCUGGUCUCCGACGGCCAACCUGAAGAUGUUGAUCAGUGCUGCCAGUCCAGACAUCAGGGACCGUGAGAUGAAGAAGGUUCUUUUCAGACCCAUAGAGAACGACAAGGACAUAGAGGUCGCUGCUGAGGCCACGAAGGCGGGGGCGGUUCACGACGACGACGGAGGGGAAGCUGACACCGGCAACGCCGGGGGCAACAGGAAAGACAAAUCUCUCCGCAUCAUGAGUCAGAAGUUUGUCAUGCUGUUCCUGGUGUCCAGAACUCUGACCGUUACUCUGGACGCAGCCGCCAAGAUCCUGAUCGAUGAGAGUCAGGACUCGUCAAGUCACAGCAAAUACAAAACUAAAGUGCGUCGACUGUACGACAUCGCCAACGUCCUGACCAGCCUGGGCCUCAUAAAGAAGGUUCAUGUCCGCGAGGAGAAGGGCCGGAAGCCGGCCUUCAGGUGGCUUGGACCAGUGGAGUUCAACAACCAGGGAAAUCCUGCCAUCGCUGCACAGCCAAUGACGGACAGAACCACGGGUCAAAAGGUCAAAAUGACACGUCACUCCUCCUUCAACAUCACCCCCACGUCGGCCGCCGUCCUCCGUCAGGUCUACUCUGCUCCCAGCAGCCCACGCAGAGACACCCCAGCAGUGACCACUGACCCAGCAGAGCUUCACAGAAGGACCACCACCAACAGUGCAGUCUGUAGACUUCAGUUUGGAGCCAGCCCAGACAGCAGCGGCAGGCAGCGACCUUUGACCUCCGCCCCCUCCCCACACUGCCUGGCCUACCUGACUAGUCUGUCCCAGCCCUCUGUGGUCAUGCUCUACGGGUCGUUUGACCAGCCGCCUGAAGGUCAGAGGUCACCCAGGCUGGAGGGUGAGGAGGUGAGGAAGAGGAAAAGAGAAGAGACGCUGGAGGAAGAACAAGGAGCGCUGGGAAAAAAGAGGGCGGAGCAUGAAAAGAUAAUAUCGACACCUAGUGGAGAUACAGAGGACUGUUCUUGUACUGAUGCCACCAAGAUUUCAACCAAUCACUCAGAAGGACGGCCCCCAGGUCUACAGCCAACCAGCAGUGACCACAGCAGAGACCUCCUCCAGCCGUCACCCUACCUCUACCUGCCAAACAACACCGGUUUGAACAGCCUCAACUUCUUCCUCCCGUCCAACCACCCCCCGACCUCGGCCGUCCCCACCAUGGCUCUGUCCUACGUCCUGGUUCCGUCGGCCGCCCUCUCCCACUACCCACUGGUCACCGGUGGUCACCGGCAGCAGGGACCAGAGGCCCACGCCAAACUCGGCUUCAGUCUGCCCACGACCGCGUCCUCCGGCCACUGUGGGGCAGCACCGUUCACCCUGGUGUCAUCAGACUACGGCUGGUCGCCACGUCCGUCCCAGUCCAGCCCAGACGUGGGCGGCCAGUGUGGGCCACCCACUGGGCCACAGCAGGUCAACAACAGCAGAGUGGAAACACAGACACCACAGACUCCCAAGGACACCACAGCUUCCAUGUCCAGGUCUUUCUUCCAGACUCCAGGCACUCUUGAAGGUGGAGUCAAUACUGCGACACCUGCUGGACGAAAAAGAGGCUCGGCGCAGCGGAGACUGGACGUGGGACACCCCCCCGUGGACUAAACCUGUGCAGAAGUGGAGACGAUGACCGUCCAGACGUUUGUCCUCAGGAUGGAAACCAAAUCUCUUCACUUUUUAUUUGGCCGUUAAAGUCAUUACAUUUGUUUUAAAGUAUUUAUAGACAAAAAGACAACAGUUUCUGACGUCACGGUAAAGAGUUUCGUAUUUUCCUAACGGUGUUUUAUUUUUUAGAAUCGAACUCUUCCUCCGGAUGUGACGUUAAAAUCCACCCUUUGGUUUUAAUGCUGCACUUAAAACGAGUGAAGUAGUGUUGCCAAGUCAAAGGCGCCCUCCUGUGGCGACAUUGGGCCACUUCAGUUUUAUUCAGGUGUGACCCAGUUCUCUGGUCCGCCUCUUAUUUAUGUCUUAUCUAAUAUAUCGUGAUGACUUGAACCACUCCGUCUUUUUAAAGCACUAAAUAUUUAAAUGUACAUUUGGUUUCAAGGUCGUCGUCUUUAGUCUUUCUUCGGUUUAGCAUUCAACAGAUGAACUAACAGGAGCUCACCUGAGGGGGGCGUCCUUAAAGCCGUCAAUGUUUACAGCCCAUAGACUGAGAAUUUACCACUGUGGACUCUAUGGUUCUGACGCCAAAACCCGGUCCAGCUCUGGUGCUGGUAAACUAAAAACCCUGGUCAGCUGGGGCAGAGCUGUGAGGUACUUGAAUACUUGAGUUUACGAGGAGAUGAUGUCAAAGUACUGUAAAGACUGUAAACACGCAGUUUAUCCUGAAAAUGUAAACGAAGCGUAUGAAUGUGUCAGAUUAUUUUUGUCUCCUUAAAAACAUUCACCAUUGGUGCAUUUGUAAAAACGUGCCUUGCUUAAAGGCAACUUAUUUUUAUUUAGGUCGUGCAGGGACUUUGUUGGACAAUCCUCUGGUAACAGACCCACUAACCCACUUGCAGGAAACUGUCACACCAAAGGUCCGCGGUGACAGCGAUGUUUACGGCAACACUUUUUUCAAUGGAUUCAUAUGGAUGCCAUGUAGAUGAUGGUUUUGAAAAAAUAA
Molecule: messenger RNA, 3183 nt
Organism: Cynoglossus semilaevis (tongue sole)
Lineage: Eukaryota; Metazoa; Chordata; Actinopteri; Pleuronectiformes; Cynoglossidae
Gene: e2f7
Product: E2F transcription factor 7
Exons: 12
Coding region: 318-2180 (620 amino acids)
Biological process (GO): regulation of transcription by RNA polymerase II
Cellular component (GO): RNA polymerase II transcription regulator complex
Molecular function (GO): RNA polymerase II cis-regulatory region sequence-specific DNA binding; DNA-binding transcription factor activity, RNA polymerase II-specific
Source: RefSeq, a predicted model, not a curated record